AUGAGUGGAUAUAACAACUUGUUCGACCUGCUAGGGGAUGCGGACGACCCCGAGACGGUGGCCGCGCGAGCUCAGCAGGCAAAGAAGCUUCCUCAACAGCAACAGGCCGCGAAAAAGCAUGCGGGACCCUCGGGAUACAGCGCUGCCGGGGCGGGGGCAGCGCCAGCGGGGCAACGGCGCGUUGGCGUCCAGAGUGCCGGCGCACCUAGCGGGAGUGCGCCGCUGCGCACCAGCUCAUCCGGUUCGGGAGCGAACAGCCGCGUGUUCGACUACUACCGCGCGUUCCAAAAGGCAAGCUUACACAUGCUGUUGCAUGCGCGCAUAUGGGGCAAUGCGAGCGGGCGGCAGGUGUUUGUGGACCGCGCCACGGGCGAGGUGGUGCUGCGCUUCCACAAGACCGACGUCGUGCGCAUCCGCCCCAACGGGGACGUCCUGCUCACCGCCGGCGGCUACUUCACCCAGACCACUCUGCUCUCAAUGAACGACGCCCUCGGGGCCAUGGGCAUGGCGCUGGACGCCGGCGGCGGCGGGGGCGUGCACACGGGCAACUGGACGCUGCGCUUUGACGACGGCAGCGCUUGCGCCUACAAGGACGGGAUGGUCGUGAGGAGCCGCGGGCCGGGGGACGCGGGGCGCGCACGCGCGGUGCUUGAGGCAUACAGCGGCGCCCCCGUGCCCGCAGGCGUGCUGCCGGUCGCAGCGCCGCAGCCGGUCCCGCGGCCCGCCGCUGUACCGCAGCAGGCACGGCAGGCGCCGCAGCCGAGGGUCUCCGGUGGGGCGGGCGCUGGCGCGCCGUCGUGGGCUGGCGCGUCGAUGCCACCUGGAUCCGCUCAGGGAGGGCCAACGGGGGCGUCUCUGCUCACACAGCAGCCGCAGCACCACCAGCAGCAGCACCAACCUCACGCCGUGGCAGCACAGCAGCGGUAUGGGGCUGCCGGCCCCGCCGACAGCCGCGGCCACCACGGCCAUGCGCCGCGCGCCGGCGACCCGGCGGCCGUGGCGCGGCAGCUUGCGGCAGCCGCAGAGCGCGCGGGCAUGCACGACGAUGACCUGGACGAUGACGAGGCGUGCGUGGUGUGCCUGGCGGCCGCGCGCGACACGGUUCUUGUUCCCUGCGGCCACGUGGUAUUGUGCAGCGACUGCUGCGAGGACGUCAAGGCGGGCAGCAACGAGUGUCCCAUGUGCCGCAACAGUAUAGCAGAGUCGAUACAGAUGGGGUGA
Molecule: messenger RNA, 1221 nt
Organism: Monoraphidium neglectum
Lineage: Eukaryota; Viridiplantae; Chlorophyta; Chlorophyceae; Sphaeropleales; Selenastraceae
Exons: 3
Coding region: 1-1221 (406 amino acids)
Biological process (GO): protein ubiquitination
Molecular function (GO): ubiquitin protein ligase activity
Source: RefSeq, a predicted model, not a curated record